Messenger RNA from Magallana angulata, 1309 nucleotides. Its product is annotated as tetratricopeptide repeat protein 4-like. Gene Ontology annotation, molecular function: Hsp90 protein binding. Lineage: Eukaryota; Metazoa; Mollusca; Bivalvia; Ostreida; Ostreidae. The transcript is spliced from 12 exons. The coding region runs from base 124 to 1278 and encodes 384 amino acids. The record is from RefSeq and is a predicted model, not a curated record.
AUAAAAUCCUUUUUUUAUAUGGCCAGUGUGGGAAGGUUCUGCUUUUAAAUACCGUCAUCUGUUUCCUGUUUGAUUUUUACAACGUGAAUUAUUGUGAGGGAAAUAACACAAAGAAAACAAACAAUGCCGGAGAGCAAGGAAGAAAAGAUUCGGCGAUUAAACCAGGAGCUUGAGGAUUUCAUUGCAGCAGAAGUAGCAAAAUCCCAGGAAAAGACAGGCGAUGAAAAAAGUUUUGAAGAAAUUUUACAGGAAAUUGAGACCCAUCCUGCAUUUAUGAAAGAUGUGGACUACACAAAACCCCUCAGUAAAGAAAUGGAAGGACUGAUGCGAAUCAAAUAUGAACAGCAAGAUCCAACAUGUAAUGCUGAAGCUUUCAAGGAGGAUGGAAAUGUUGAAUUCAAAAAAAAGAGAUAUGACAUUGCUGUAGAUAAUUAUACUGCAGGGAUAAAGAUAAAAUGCCCAGACAAAACUCUCAACGCUGUACUGUACUCAAAUCGGGCAGCAGCUCAAUUCUAUAAACAAAAUUACAGAUCAGCACUUCAGGAUGCAAUCAUUGCUCGCAAAUUCAAACCAGACCACAUGAAGGCAAUUGUUAGAGGUGCUCAGUGUUGUAUGGAGAUGAAGAAAUAUGCUGAGGCCAGCUUAUGGAGUGAUCUUGGAUUAGCUAUAGAAGAGACAAACACAGUCCUUCUAGAAAUUAGACAGAAAGCAGAGAAGCUAAGGAGCAUACAAGAAAAGGAGAAAAGGAAAGAGGAGGCCAAAGAGAGAAAGGAAUUGGCAGAGCACAAAAAACUGAUUACAGCAAUAAAGAGUCGGGGGAUCAGGCUGGCCGGUCUAGCUGACAAAGGAUAUGACCCUCUCCUGUUUACAAAUGUAGAGCUUCACAACCCUAGUGGAGCCAAGGUUUACGUUGACGCCGAAAACACUCUGCACUGGCCUGUUUUGUUCAUGUAUCCUGAGCACACUCAGACAGACUAUAUAGAGGACUUCAAUGAAAACCACACGUUUGAGGAUCAUAUCUUCCACAUGUUUGGACCAGAUGUACCUCCAGCCUCGUGGGAUUUGGAUAAGAAGUACAAGCCUGAAAAUUUAUUGAUCUACUAUGAAGACAAAGAGAAGACCACCCUACAUCAGAUAUCCCCAUCGUGUACUCUGCUGGAAGCUCUUCAAAACAAAUGGUUCUUAGUAGAUGCUGGCACUCCUUGUUUCAUCAUCCUUGUGAACAACUCUCGAUUUCAGCAACAUUUUAUCAAAGAGUACACUGUAAUUCCAUCAUAAAUUCAAAAGUCAAUAAAAUGUUUUACAUGUU